Messenger RNA from Phaedon cochleariae (mustard beetle), 1731 nucleotides. The record is from the annotation of a GenBank genome assembly. Lineage: Eukaryota; Metazoa; Arthropoda; Insecta; Coleoptera; Chrysomelidae.
UGUGUUUGUUUUUUAUGGCGAUGUUGAUGUUAUGAAAUCUUGAUCUGUGAAAAAUAUGAAUGUAAAAAGCGUUGUCUGCUAAAUAUGAAAAUAUGGAGCAAAAAUCUAGUGAGCUGUAGUAUCGUGAAAAGUGAAAAAUGAAAUUAUUUUGUGGUCAGGUUAGAUUGCUUUGUUUUUGAAAAUGUUGGUAACACUCCUGCGCAUUUUCAUCACUUUUCGUGGAAAUCGGUGUCAAAUAGUCAGCUGUUCACGUCAUCGCGAGUUUUCUCGUUGGCCGCCUUCCUCGCUUUGGAUGUUAUAACACCAGAUAACCGACAAGGUCAUUUCAGUUUUGUUAUGAGUUGCAAACAGUGCAGUACAAACAGUAUAAAGUGCCAUAAUAAUAAUUUGCAGUGAGAAGAUUGAAGUUUUACACAGCGUGCAUAGAAAAUCGAGAACAAAAUGAGGCUGUCGCCAAAGCAUUUCCAGACCAUCGCAAAAAUGCUGGAUUUUUAUUCCCAAUUCAAUCCAUCGCCGUUAUCAAUAAAGAAAUUCAUCGACUUUGGGCUGAAUGCGUCCGAGAAGAAAUCUUUCGUGUUCCUGCGGAAAGAACUGCCAGUCCGUCUGGCCAACAUAAUGAAGGAGAUAGCCUUGCUGCCGGAGAAUCUGCUUCGGAUGCCUUCGGUCAUCGCCGUCAACGAUUGGUACAUGCGCAGUUUCCAGGAGAUCAUGGAGUUCGAGAAAAAAGACCCCAACGAUCAGAUUCUGGAGCACUUUUGUAACGAGCUGGUGAAAAUCAGAAACAGACAUUCGGAUGUAGUGGAAACGAUGGCUCAGGGUGUGUUGGAGCUGAAGGAAUCUCAUGACGUGGAUCAUCACACGGAACACAGUAUCCAGUAUUUCCUGGAUCGGUUCUACAUGUCCAGGAUUUCAAUCAGAAUGCUGAUCAACCAGCACAUCCACCUGUUUCCAGCGCUGCUGUUCGGCGGGCAGGUGGAGAACGUUCCUGGCCCCAACAGGAGCAAGUACAUCGGCUGCAUCGAUACGCAGUGCGACGUUGUCGGCGUCAUCAGGGACGCCUUCGAGAACGCCAGGUUCCUCUGCGACCAGUACUACCUGGCAUCGCCUGACCUCAUCGUCGACGUGGCCAGGCACCCCGAUUUCGAAUCGGAUCAAGAUAUCAACAUCGUCUAUGUACCAUCACAUUUGUAUCACAUUCUAUUCGAAUUGUUCAAGAAUUCCAUGAGAGCGGUCAUGGAAUACCACGGUUCCGUCGACCAAUAUCCACCGUUGACCGUCACCGUGGCCAAAGGAAAAGAAGAUAUAUGUCUGAAAAUGUCUGACAGAGGAGGCGGCAUUCCGCGCUCCACCACCGACCACCUCUUCAAGUACAUGUACUCGACGGCGCCGCAACCGAGCAAAUCGGACGCGCACACCGUCCCUCUGGCGGGGUACGGGUACGGCUUGCCGAUCUCCCGACUGUACGCGAGGUAUUUCCACGGCGAUUUGGUGCUGAUGUCGUGCGAGGGUCACGGCACCGAUGCCGUCGUCUAUAUGAAGGCGCUAUCUAACGAAGCAAACGAACUGCUGCCGAUAUUCAACAAGACCACCUCGAAAUUCUACAGGACGAUCGUCCAAACCGGCGAUUGGUCGAACCAGGCGACGAAUAUCGGCGACAGGCAGAUGAGCACGAGGUUGAAAAACCACCAGUUACCGCACUCGUGUCAGGAAUCCAUCAGCGAGGCGAUUUAG